Messenger RNA from Acanthocheilonema viteae, 459 nucleotides. NCBI's taxonomy places the organism in Eukaryota, Metazoa, Nematoda, Chromadorea, Rhabditida, Onchocercidae. The record is from the annotation of a GenBank genome assembly.
AUGGAUCGUUAUAUGCAUUCACAGAAUAGUUUUUCAUCAAAUUAUGGAAUGCCAUUUGUUGAUGAUUCCAAUAUUUUUUGUCGAUUCACUCCAACGCAUAGUCCAUUAACUAAACAAGUUGAUCAAUUGGCAUAUGAAUUACCGCACAAUAAAUAUGCAAAAAAUCCGUGGAGUUAUGCACCGGAAUUUCUCAAAGUAUUUGGUGAUGUUCGUGCGCAAAUUGGACAAAAAGCAUGCUUCGAUUGUAUUUUGCUUGGCUCACCACGACCGCGAGUGUGUUGGUUAUUUAACAAUGAAAAAAUGAAAUUUGAUGAUGUUCAAAUUGAUGAUACGGCUGAUUUAUGUCGUUUAACCAUACCUAUCAUACAACAUUAUCAUUAUGGUACUUAUAUGGUACUGUGCGAAAAUGAAGUUGGCCGAACGAUAGCUUCUGCUAAUCUUAUACCAAUCUAUAAUUAA